AAGAUCAAUCUCUUUCUCACGAUAUCUUUUUUUUUCCUAAACUCUCUCUUGUUCGAUACUAAAAUUAACAAAGUAUUUUCUUCUCAUUAGCUAGAGAGUCCCUAUGGUUCAUCCCCCCCGAAGCUUUGUCAUUUACAACAGACCUUCCCGACGGUUCCCCUGCUAUCUCUCUCUCUCACCCUAACGCUUCCCCUACUGUUAGAUUUUUUUUUUUUAGAUUUUGUAGCAGAGAAAUAUAUAUUGUCUUUCCAGAUCCUUAAGAGAUGGCAAGUUAUAUAAACAGAGAUGGCAUAGGAGCGUCAGUGGGAAUGUAACGCCCGACCGCCACGGCUAAUGGGCCACCCACGCCCGCUCACUCGGCCCGUGGGUCCCAUCCCAUCUGACGGUCGCUCAUUAAUUUUCCAAGGCUCGAAAUCAUUGUUUACUGACCCUGCAAUCACCACCCGACCUUUCUCCGUGCUUUGACCUCACUUACACGGUAUCACGAAUCACUUUCCGAUAGGUCACCCAUCAUUUCACUACUCCAGCCCAAGCACACUUAACUCUGGAGUUCUAAACGGAUGUGUGACGGAAAAAGUAAGUCAACUUUGGUGACAUAGGUAGCCAAAUCAAUUCUCUUAAGCCUUUUCACAUAUCACAACUCGGGAUGUUACAAUUCACCCCCUCUCAAAGAACGCAACGUCCUCGUUGCGCCCCACAACAGGUCUCAAGACGCCUCUCAGGUCAGAACUGAGACGGCUAACCAGCUCUGAUACCACUUGUAACGCCCCGACCGCCCACGGCUAAUGGGCCACCCACGCCCGCUCACUCGGCCCGUGGGCCCCAUCCCAUCUGACGGUCGGUCAUUAAUUUUCCAAGGCUCGAAAUCAUUGUUUACUGACCCUGCAAUCACCACCCGACCUUUCUCCGUGCUUUGGCCUCACUUACACGGUAUCACGAAUCACUUCCCGAUAGGUCACCCAUCCUUUCACUACUCCAGCCCAAGCACGCUUAACUCUGGAGUUCUAAACGGAUGUGUGACGGAAAAGGGAAGGUGGAAGACAUCAAGGCGGAGCACCAGAGAUGACGGCCCGAGCUUCUCUCCGGUGAGACAGAGAAGACAGGGGAAGAGGAACACAGUGUUGGUCAUUGGGUUUGUGGCGAGGAGGCGAAGGAGAAUCUUCUGGUCGUGAGCAGAGUGGAGGCAUGGGGCUUGUGGCGAUGACGCGACGAAGAAGUUGGUGGUCGUGAGAAGAGGUGCUGAAUCCAUGGCAGAGUUUGUCGUUGAUGGAGGUGGUUGCCGGCGGUGGAGUUAAGAAGCUUGAAGAUGGUGUGUUUUGUUAUUAGGUUUAAUUAGCAAAUAGGUUUAGGUUUAAGCUUGGUUUAGUUUUGGUUUAUUUUUUUCCAUGUAAACCAGUUGUAAUUUGUAAUUCAAUUUAAUUUAUAAAUUAUAAUUUUGAUA
Raphanus sativus (radish) is the source of this 1441-nucleotide messenger RNA. RefSeq lists its product as uncharacterized. The coding region runs from base 786 to 1172 and encodes 128 amino acids. The transcript is spliced from 2 exons. Lineage: Eukaryota; Viridiplantae; Streptophyta; Magnoliopsida; Brassicales; Brassicaceae. The record is from RefSeq and is a predicted model, not a curated record.